AUGACGAACUCGAACGAUUUACCCGAUUACGGAUCGCUCAACUACAGAAAUGUUGAAAGAGUUACGCUGGGUAGCUUUGAAUUCAAUACAUGGUUUGGCAAUUCCGUGAUUUUCUUUCCAUCGGAGCCACAAGUUCUGGGCUAUCAAGUUCUUGAAAAGAAGACUAAGCUCACAUCUUCUAUCAAAAAGGUCAGUCAGCUCACUAAAGAGCGCAUACCUUGGAUCAAAAAGCUUUCCUUUUGCCCCUACUGCUUCAGAUAUACAACCAAUGCAGACGACUCAUUGCGCCAUUUGUCUUACUGCUCGUAUAAGAGAAACCUACCAGGUCAAGUGAUGUAUCUUGAUGACGUGUGUUCGAUAAGAAGAGUGAAUGGGAAACAGCACAAGCUUUUCUGUCAAUGCAUGUCCAUUUUGGCAAAGUUCUUUCUCGACAAUAAAUCUGUCUUUUUCAACGUGGACCUUUUUGAUUUCUUCGUGAUCUAUCAAACAUUGGAUGGGGUAUCCACUCCUAUGGGCUUUUAUUCACGCGAGCUCGUAUCCUGGGAACAGAACAACUUAUCAUGCAUUUUUGUAAUUCCCUGCUAUCAGAAGCAAAGAUUGGGCUCCAAACUGAUUGAAUUCUCAUAUUAUCUUUCGAACCAUGAGCAAAUCAUUAGCGGACCGGAAAGGCCCCUAUCACCUUUCGGAAAACUAGCAUAUCUUAGUUACUGGUGUCGAUCACUCUCAAGGGAACUGUUGUAUGGCAGAUUGUCGACUUUCGAUCAUGUGACCUUGGAAUUGAUGAGUUUUAAAACAGGCUUUAGAUCUGAAGAUAUUCUUCUCACCCUGGACUAUAUGCAAGCAUUGUACGAAACUGGUGAGAAAUUUAUUUACACAGACUACUAUAGUAACCCUUGUCGCAAAAACCAAAACUUCGUUUUUCUGGAAGACGCUGAAUUCAGAAUGUUUAUCGACAAGGCAAAAAUAAGAAACUGGGUAAUAAAUCAUAACAUUUCGGCAGAGCCAAACCUCGAUCCGCAAUACUUAUUGUUGGACUAA
Molecule: messenger RNA, 1038 nt
Organism: Ogataea angusta
Lineage: Eukaryota; Fungi; Ascomycota; Pichiomycetes; Pichiales; Pichiaceae
Exons: 1
Coding region: 1-1038 (345 amino acids)
Biological process (GO): regulation of DNA-templated transcription
Molecular function (GO): histone acetyltransferase activity
Source: RefSeq, a predicted model, not a curated record